AGGAGAUAUAGCUAGGGAUGGGACAUCACUGCUGCAGCAAACAGAAAGUGAAAAGAGGUUUAUGGUCUCCAGAAGAAGAUGAAAAACUCAUGAGACAUAUCUCCACACAAGGCCAUGGCUGUUGGAGUUCUGUUCCUAGACUAGCAGGGUUACAAAGGUGUGGGAAAAGUUGUAGAUUGAGAUGGAUAAAUUACUUGAGGCCAGAUUUAAGAAGAGGUUCAUUUAGUGAACAAGAAGAAAGAACAAUCAUUGAUAUUCAUAGAAUAUUGGGAAAUAGAUGGGCACAAAUAGCGAAACAUUUACCAGGUAGGACAGAUAAUGAAGUGAAGAAUUUUUGGAAUUCUUGCAUUAAGAAAAAACUCAUUGCUCAAGGAUUAGAUCCAAAUACUCACAAUCUCCUCAAGAACAAAUCCAACAAUUCAACCAAAAAAUCCAAUAAUUACACUCAUCACAUUCAAGAUUCCACCUCAAUUUUCACUAUUGAUCAUACUUCAACAAAUAAAGGGAUAACUUCAAUGGAUUUGAAAUCAACUUUUUCCCCUUAUUGUGAUAAUAUUACAUACAAUCACACUCCUAUUGUUCCUAAUAUUGAAUACCAAAACCCAACAUUCGCGUGGAGUGAGCAGAUAAAUCAUAAUAAUACAGUAAUUACUACGCUUCAGUCUCAAACAAGUGAUCAGAGAACUCGAGAUUCCUUGUUGGAUUUCACGAGUUGUUGUUUAAUGGAAAACGCGGCGAAUAUUAAUGUGUCAUCUUAUAUAAACGAGAACAGCAUGUGGAAUGGAACUGGACUUGAACCAACUACCUUAAAUCCUAUCAAUGGACAAGAAGAACAAGAAAUGCAAGUAGUACAAUUACAAGGUGAUCAAGAAUUUCCAAUUAUUAAGACUAAGUUUUGUGAUGAUCAAGAGGAUGUGUAUAAGGUGGUUCAUGAUCAUGAUCAAACGGUGGAAAAAACGUUCAACGACAGCUCUAACUUCGAUUUUGAGUUUAUGGAUUCUGGAUUAUACACUAAUGUUAAUUCUUCUAUGGAUCAACUUUCAUGGGAUUGUUAA
Molecule: messenger RNA, 1055 nt
Organism: Solanum lycopersicum (tomato)
Lineage: Eukaryota; Viridiplantae; Streptophyta; Magnoliopsida; Solanales; Solanaceae
Product: transcription factor MYB86-like
Source: RefSeq, a predicted model, not a curated record